AUGGUUCUAUAUGAACCAAGCGAGCGUGAAUGGGGGCGCUACACUGCCUUGAGCUACUGCUGGGGAAGAGACUCUUCAGGCAACGACAUUUUAACCACCAAAACAACUCCAAACAAUCUUGAGGACCGAGAGAAAUCUCUCCGGCUCGAGGGGGAAACCGCGCACAAAACAUUCACAGAUGCAAUCGCUAUCACGAGGGGGCUCCGCAUACCCUACUUGUGGAUCGACGCCCUCUGCAUCAUACAAGGCGACGGCGGUGACUUUGAAUCGGAGGCUAGCAAGAUUGCCGACUACUAUGGGCAUGCCAAAAUUACUCUUGCAGCGACAGACUCAACGGACUUGGAAAACGAGAUCAACUCGGCGCCGCUGAAUCAACGAGGAUGGGUGCUCCAAGAACGCAUCUUCUCUCAAAGGAUGAUCCAUUUUUGCAAGAAGCAGUUGAUCUGGGAAUGCAAGAGCCAAGUUGCUAGUGAGGACGGCCUGGUCGUCCUGAGCAAAAAUAGGAUUAGACGGUCAUUCGUACCAAAACCACUGUACCCCGCACGAGGUGUAUACGAAGAUUGGGACGAUAUCGUCCAAGGCUACUCCGGCAGGUUACUAUCCAAAGCCAAGGACAAAACGCUUGCCCUUGCUGGAGCCACGACACGCUUCAGGAAUCUCCUCUAUGAUAAGAAUACUCAUCGUCAUGAUGCCCCCCGACUAGGGUUGUGGGAAGGGGAUUUUCAUGCCGGCUUGCUUUGGAGAGGUCGUGAGCCCAGUGGCCGCAUUCAAGCCGUUGAGCUCAAGUCGAUCCCCUCUUGGUCUUGGAUGGGAUUUGAUGGACCCAUUACGUUCGACACCGAGCACCGGGGAUGUUUUCGGCCUCCAAGGACAAUCGAGAUGGCGAUGAAAGUUGACUGCGUGGAUGUUAAAUGGGAAGGCAAAGAGCUUACUUCAAAGGUCAAGUAUGCAAAACUGGACGUCUCUGGCAUAGUGAUUCCGUUCAGCUCGAUUCCAACAACCACCAAGGAAAUUUGGUGGGAUUCCUCAAGCUGGACAGAGAAAUAUAUGGACAAAAAUAUGUUUCUCCUCCUCGUCGCUCAAGUCCCAUACUGGUCAGGAUGGAACUCGGAGGGAAACUGGAUAUUUGCAACAAAGGAUUACUUUCUUAUCAUUGCCGAAAAUUUCAAGACUGGCGGAUUCUCUCGGUCUGACAAGUUCCACCGAGCACACAGAGCAUAUCUCGUCCUACGGUCUGCACUCGCCAUGUUUAAAAUGGUUUCACCUAAGCUGCUCCAAUUCGUCCUUGCCUUUAUCGCCAUUGGUGCUGUCCAUGCCAAUGCCAAAGACUGCUACCCACUUGACCCAUCCACCACAUUGAACACUUCAGUCUCCAUCGAGAUAUCUCUCCCUGCUUCUCUGUUGAGCAAGUCUACGGCCCCGCUCACCACAACAACAAAACCUGAACCUUCUACGACCUCUACGACCUCCUCUACUUCCUCGGUCACGGGCCCUGGGGAGGAAAUGAAUUGCGCCACAGACGGCGGUUGUUGGGAUUAUGAGAUCUGCUCAAAAGGCUCUUACAUUUACGACAGCGACAUUUAUUACUACAUCCCUUGGUUUCUUUGGGCUUGGGAUGGCUCUACUAGUUGGGCGUGGUGA
Fusarium vanettenii 77-13-4 is the source of this 1641-nucleotide messenger RNA. RefSeq lists its product as uncharacterized. The transcript has 5 exons. Lineage: Eukaryota; Fungi; Ascomycota; Sordariomycetes; Hypocreales; Nectriaceae. The record is from RefSeq and is a predicted model, not a curated record. Bases 1 to 1641 code for a protein of 546 amino acids.